Molecule: messenger RNA, 1680 nt
Organism: Daphnia pulicaria
Lineage: Eukaryota; Metazoa; Arthropoda; Branchiopoda; Diplostraca; Daphniidae
Product: cylicin-2-like
Exons: 4
Coding region: 1-1680 (559 amino acids)
Source: RefSeq, a predicted model, not a curated record
AUGGAUUCUGAUUCAGGGCGUAAGGGACGACGUGCUGAGACAUCCCGCUUCUUCCUUGCAUUGCGAAUGCAUGGAACCGUUUUUGAUUUCAUGGUCCAGCACCUACCUGGCCGUUCGCGUAACGAUGUCUACCGCAAAUUCAAAUUAGAAGAAAAGAAGAAUCCGGAAUAUGUGGACCAAAUGUUGAGGGCAAGAAUUCCAUUUGACCCAACCCUGUUUGAGCCUAAUGGUGAUGUCAUUGACACUGUCGUUGCAAAGGGGAAAAAGGGAAGAGGAAAGAAGCCUGGCAAAAAGGAAGUUGUCGAAGAAAAUCAUCUGAACAGAGUAGAAGCUGCAGCUCCAGCUCCAGUUGCUGAAACCAAGGAGAAAAGAGGACGUGGAAAGAAAGCUCAACCACGAGUAGCAAAAUCUGAAGAAAUGAGUUCAUCACCCGAAGUUAAUCCUGAACCAGUUGAGGAAACUGCACAAGAAAAGGACGUUCAGGUGUGGGUGUUCAAGGUGGUUGCAGAGCCUAAAUCAAAGCCUGGACCAAAAUCUAAAACAGGGCCUAAAUCCAAAAUGGAAACUAAACCAACUGAAGCGGAAUCUGAAACUACUCAGGUUGUUGAACCAGAAGUUGUGGAGAAGAAAGGGCGAGGGAAAAGGGGUAACCAAGUGCUCGAUACAGCGCCUCCAACCGUCACAGAGGUGGUUACUGAUCAACCCGAAGUCCAAGCUCCGCCAGUCGUUGCUGCAGCAACUGAAGUUUCUCCAGCUCCUGAAGUCAAGAAAGGACGUGGAAAAGUAAAGGCCACAGUCGAAGAAGUCCCAGAACCAAAGGAAUCAGAAAAUCUAGUCACAAACGAACCAGACACUAAAGAGAAACGGGGCCGAGGCAGACAAGCUUCAUCGAAAGACGGAACCGAAAAAGCUGCCAAGGCCAGUGAGGAGCCGCUACCUAAUGACGAGACUGAAUCUCCUCUUCCCGCAUCUCCUGUAGCUGAAACUAAAGAAAAGCGAGGCAGAGGACCACAGGCCAAGGCGCAAGCUGAAGCUCCUGUCGAAGAAACGACCGAAGCUGUAGAAGUUGUUCCAGCCAAAAGAGGUCGUGGGAAGAAGGCAGCCGCUCCAGCUGCGUCCAAAGCUGACGCCGAGGAGGAAGCAGUUGAAGAGGUUGACGCCGAGGAGGAAGCAGUUGAAGAGGUGAAAGAGGCUAAAGCGAAGGGAAAGAAAGGAGCUGCUGCUGCCAAGAAACAUGUUGAAGAAGAAGUAGAGAAACCUGCAGUUCCAGAAGAACCAGCUGCUCCUGUUAAAACUGUGGUGGAAUCGCCGGAAACUUCGAAAGCUGUUCCAGCCAAGAGAGGUCGCAGAAAGAAGGCAACCCCACUGGCCAAGGUGGCUGGGGAUGAAGAAGCCGAGGCAGUUGCAAAGGUUAAAGAGACUAAAGCCAAAGGAAAGAAAGGACCUGCGGCGAAGAAACAGGCUGAGAAAAAAGUUGCUGAGAAGAAAGGAGUCGUCAAGAAAGAUGACAAAGCAACGGAACUUCCUCUGCGAGUCGUCAAUGGACUGGAAGAAGAUAGUGAAACAAAUCCGUCGAAGCGGAGUAAAACUUCCGAGGAUGCCGAAGCUGCUGCGGAAGAGCCGGAGAAAAAGGCUGGCCGAGGACAAAGGCAAGCGCGGCGGAAAAGAGGAAGUUACUGA